This is a messenger RNA of Biomphalaria glabrata, 7099 nucleotides long. Its product is annotated as WD and tetratricopeptide repeats protein 1-like. Gene Ontology annotation, cellular component: cytoplasm; Cul4-RING E3 ubiquitin ligase complex. The record is from RefSeq and is a predicted model, not a curated record. The transcript is spliced from 15 exons. Gene Ontology annotation, biological process: negative regulation of fatty acid biosynthetic process. Lineage: Eukaryota; Metazoa; Mollusca; Gastropoda; Planorbidae. Gene Ontology annotation, molecular function: protein binding. The coding region runs from base 313 to 2466 and encodes 717 amino acids.
AGAAGCAUAUAGCCUAGACCUAGAUCUAUAUCUACGUAGAGUCUAGACCUAGAAUCUGAUCCAGAUUUACUUCGUCUACACAAAGCUGGAGUCUAGAUCAACACCAGUACUUAAAUCUAAAUGAUGUAGACUGAUUGACUUAAAAGACGCAAUAAAGUUUUACGAAAAUGCUUAAUCAGUCUUAAAUUUAAAUUAUCUAGAUCAUCAGAUCAUGAUCAUCUAGACUAGAUCGAAGUCGAAGACAUUCUAAGAGUUAAAGUUAAAGACUAAAAGAGUAGUUUAGCUGGCACAGUGACACGUCUGCAUUUGAUCAUGUGGUCAAUUAAAAGGAAAGUUGAGCGGGAAAUAAAGGAUGAUGUCCACAUAAAGUUUCAGCGUUCAGAGCAGGUCACUCCAGAUUUGGUAAACAGAUUGGGCUUAGAGAAAGAACUUGAGGGUCAUGGAGGCUGCGUCAACUGUUUGGAAUGGAAUGAGAAAGGAAACAUGUUGGCAAGUGGCUCUGAUGAUCUGAAUGUUAUUUUAUGGGAUCCUUUCAAUCAUAAGAUGAUUUCUAAACUACAGACAGGACACCAAGGGAAUAUUUUUUCAGUCAAGUUCUUACCACACUCCAAUGAUGCCCUGAUUGUCACUGGGGCUGCAGACCAUCGCAUCAAUGUCCAUGAUCUGAACCGCAAGGAGACCACUCAUGUGUUCACCUACCACCUGGGUAGGGUCAAGAGAAUUGCCACUGCUCCAAAUCUGCCCUAUUUAUUUUGGAGUGCUGCAGAGGACGGCACUAUCAUGCAAUUUGAUCUGCGUUGUACCAGCACCACGACCUCUGCCCCAAACAAUAUCCUGAUCAAUCUGAAUGCGCACAUGGGCCAGUUUGCCGAGGCUAAGUGUCUGGCGAUCAACCCACUCAGGCCUGAGAUGCUUGCGGUGGGUGCCAAUGACCCAUAUGUACGAAUGUACGACAGGAGAAUGUUGAACUUGUGCAGCAUGCAGAUCCCUGGAGACAAUGUCAACAGAUAUCCUUGGGAUCAUCCACACCUUGAAGACAUUGAAGGAGAAAGUUACAGCAUUCCUCCAGGAUGUGCCCAGUAUUUCAUAGCAGGUCAUCUGCCUCAAAAGCAGCAAGAUUAUAAGAAACGCUACCGUACGCUGGCAUCAACUUAUUUGACCUUUGGCCCUGAUGGUUCUGAGCUGCUUGUUAACUUGGGCGGAGAACAGAUUUAUUUAUUUGAUGUUAGCAGGAAACUUCGCCCUCGACGGUUUGACAUCUCUAUCUUAGGAACUAAUGGUUUGGUCAAAGACAACCUGGUCCCGCCUACAAAUGGUUACAGUCUUCAUACCAAUGGAACUAAUGGAGUUUAUAGGGGAUCUUCAUCAUCCUUAUCGUCAUCAUCAUCAUCAUCAAACACGCAGACCAGAUCAGCACACAUCUCUUCCAGUCUGUUGUCACCUUCUUCCAUUUCUGACAAAGCCGCAGACCACUCUGGAGAUUUGCCCAACAAAAGACAUAAAGGAGAAUCCAAGCAGUUGACUCCCUUGAUAGAGAACUUAAAAAAACAUGCCAACGCAUUGUUUGAGAAAGAAGAAUACAAACAAGCAAUAGAUGUCUACAACCAGGCAAUAGCCAGGUGCAAUGCGUCUGCUGUCUUGUAUGGCAACAGAGCGGCUGCUUACUUGAAAAGAAAAUGGGAUGGAGAUCUCUAUGCAGCUCUGCGUGAUUGCUACCAGGCAUUGACCCUUGACCCUCACCACAUGAAAGCACAUUUCCGACUAGCCCGCUGCUUAUAUGAACUGGCAUGGAGCCAGGAUGCAUUUGACUGUCUCAGCCAUUUCAAACAUCGUUUUCCGGACUACGCCAAGAGCAAUGCCUGUGAGACACUAGACAGAGACAUAAAGGCAGCCAUAUUCUCGCAGACAGAAGCUUCCAAGGAUGGCCUGGAACACAGGCCAGAUGAAGGGAUGAGACACCCUAGUUCUAGACAUGAAUCUGAUCAGGAAAAAGAGCAUCAGAAGACUGCUUCCGAUUAUUCCUUACGCUUCUGUGGCCAUUGUAAUACAACUACCGACAUCAAAGAGGCUAAUUUCUUCGGCAGCAAUGGACAGUACAUUGUGGCAGGAUCUGACGAUGGCUCCUUCUUUAUAUGGGACAAACUAACCACUAACAUCAUGAGGGUCAUGAGAGGCGAUGAGUCCAUAGUCAACUGUCUGCAGCCCCACCCCAGCACCUGUCUAUUGGCUACCAGUGGCAUUGACCCAGUGGUCAGGUUAUGGAGCCCUAGGCCAGAAGAUGGCACUGAAAACGACAGAGAAGUGAACAACAGUGAUGAUGCAGCACUAGCCAAUCAGAAGCGCAUGAAUGCCGAUCCGUUGGAGGUCAUGCUGAUGAACAUGGGUUACAGGAUCACAGGAUUCUUGGAUGUAGACGAGGAUGAAGGCAACCCGCCUGACGGACCGGCCAACUGUCGUACAACAUAAAGUAUGGCGAAGCUGGCAGUCUUUACUUGUAGCCUAUGUUGUGAUAUGUAUGAGUGCUGUUUGUUGGCUGUAUUGGAAGUGAGUGCUGUUUGUUGGCUGUAUUGGAAGUGAAUGCUGUCCUGUUGGAAGAGGGGGGAAAUUUUCUGUCUUUGCCUCUGAGUAUUUUCUUGAUUUCUGUGUCCUGGCUAGUCACUAAAGAAUUAAAUGCACAAACUUGGAAAAAAAAAUUUUGUUUUAAAUUAUUAAGACCGGUUGCACUUUAUGGAUGGAGCAAAUAACAGAAUGUUUGGCUUGAUCCCCAUACAAUUACCUGACAUUGUUUUGUCAUCUGUGAUAAAUGCUGACUUAGUGGUAGCUUUUUAAGUUGAGAUGCUUCAAGGAUAAUCAGAGUAAGAUUUCUGACAUUUAGUUUUCAAUGCACAAAGAUAAUAGUCACAUUUUUUUUAGUAAUAAUAGAUUAGUAAUAUAGAUUGUGUUUAAAAGGAUCAUUGAUAUUUUUGUUCUUGGAAAUUAGAAAGACUGAUUUAGAGGUGAGCCACUGCGACGCUGGAGCUGCAUUUAAAUCAGAUAUUUUGUCAUCACCAUAACUUUUUUUUUUCCCUCUCCACAUUUGUAAUGUAAAAGUUGGGCACAAUUUUUGUUUUGCUUUGUUACUGCUGGUGACUGCCCUUGUUUUUGCACAUAGUUAAAUCUGGUUCACUUCUGCUGGAAACUCAUAGUUUAAGAAAAUUACUUUAUUACAUUAGCAUGUAGACCUAGUGAUAAGUAUUAGAGGUAUGCAGAGGGAACUGGGGUUUGAUUUGAACAGCCUUUUUUUUUAAAUGUUCUUAAUCUGAUGCCAUUCAUUUUUCUUGGAUAUCUGGUUGGAUUCAAAGUACUCUGAGAAUCAAGUCAUCUGAUUGAAGGAAGUCAAUGGAAUUUCAAAUUAGUUUUGCCUACUGUUACAAAUGAAAUGAGGUUGCUUGUAAGAGUAGCCCAUGUUACAUAUUAAUGAGGGUUGAUUCUAAAAGAGCACCCCACUUAAUUGAAUCAACCCCCAUUAAUAUGUAACAUGGGGUACUCUUACAAGCAACCUCAUUUCAUUUGUAACGCCUACUAUCAAACAUAAUAACUGGAUAGAGUAAACUGUCAUUUAUUUUUCUAGCAUGACAGAUAAGUUAAUAAAUAAUUAAUAAUAAAGUCAGAGGCAUAAGACUAAUGAUAAUCUCCUCUCAAAAGUUUAAUUCAAGUUUCAACUUCUCUAGAUAAUUUUCAAACAUAAACUUCACUUCAUUUUUAUCUUAUAAAUUAAAGAUGUUCCUUCAUAAGAUAAGAUGAUUCUGUCUUACGUAAAGUUGGACUUUGUUUUUUGUUAGCUAUAAGUUUUGACUGAAAAAUUAAUGAUUUUACUGGACUGUUGUAUUGAAUGAGAAUUGACUAUGGAUUGAAUUGGACUGUUAGGAUACGACUGCCUUGUACCAGAGUGUGUGAAUAGACUUAAUAUACCGGUACAGUCUUCAUGAUAACACGCUUUGCUGGUUGCUUUGAUUUCUUGAACAAAAAAGUGUGUGUGUGUGUGCACUAUCUAGUUUGAACUUUGAUGUUAAGAGAAGAAACUUUGGAGGUGUGUUUAUUUCUUUUAGUAUCAAGAUUGAAUAUUAUCUGAUAUGUAUUGAUUGCAGUAUUUUGUAUUUGUCUUUAUGAUAAGUAGCUCUCAGCAAUGAUGAGAGGCUGGGAUAAGUAGCUCUCAGCAAUGAUGGGAGGCUGGGAUAAGUAGCCCUCAGUAAUGAUGGGAUGCUGGGAUAAGUAGCUCUCAGCAAUGAUGAGAUGCUAGGUUAAGUAGCCCUCAGAAUGCUGGGAUAAGUAGCUCUCUUCAAUUAAGGGAUGCCGAGAUAAGUAGCUCUCUUCAAUUAAGGAAUGCUGGGAUAAGUAGCUCUUUUCAAUUAGGGGUUGCUGGGAUAAGUAGCUCUCUUCAAUUAAGGGAUGCUGGGAUAAGUAGCUCUCUUCAAUUAAGGAAUGCUGGGAUAAGUAGCUCUUUUCAAUUAAGGGAUGCUGGGAUAAGUAGCUCUUUUCAAUUAAGGAAUGCUGGGAUAAGUAGCUCUUUUCAAUUAAGGAAUGCUGGGAUAAGUAGCUCUUUUCAAUUAAGGGAUGCUGGGAUAAGUAGCUCUCUUCAAUUAAGGGAUGCUGGGAUAAGUAGCUCUCUUCAAUUAAGGGAUGCUGGGAUAAAUAGCUCUCAGCAAUUAAGGAAUGCUGGGAUAAGUAGCUCUUUUCAAUUAAGGGAUGCUGGGAUAAGUAGCUCUCUUCAAUUAAGGGAUGUUGGGAUAAGUAGCUCUCUUCAAUUAAGGGAUGUUGGGAUAAGUAUCUCUUUGCAGUGAUGGGAUGCUGGGAUAAAUAGCUCUCAGCAAUGAAGGGAUGCUGGGAUAAGUAGCUCUUUUCAAUUAAGGGAUGCUGGGAUAAGUAGCUCUCUUCAAUUAAGGGAUGCUGGGAUAAGUAUCUCUUUGCAGUGAUGGGAUGCUGGGAUAAAUAGCUCUCAGCAAUGAAGGGAUGCUGGGAUAAGUAGCUCUCAGCAACGAAAGGAUGCUGGGUUUAUUUCAUUGAAAGUUUCCUAAUUACAGGUAGGUUACCAUCUCAAACAAGCUUUGUUCAAAUGCCUUUCUUUUAGUAUUAAUUAUAGAUUAUUUUGUCCUUGUGUCUAUUUUUUAUUUGGCUGUGACCCAUGUGUACAUAAUUUGUAUAAAUUGGUUGGACAAGCACUGGUUACAUUCAAACCAGAAAUCAGGUCAUGUGUUUCACAUUGUGUGUGCGUGCUCGUCAGUUGGUUGCAUUUAAAUGUGUGGUUAUUAUUAAAGAGAAGACUGUGAUACAUGAUCAAACCAAACGUUGUAUUUCCCAAUAAUAACUUGAAGCUUACAUAAUAUGAACAGUGUAUUUGAAUGCAAUGGUUCUGUACAUAGUUAUUCUAAUCCCAGAAUUCAAUCUUCAUUUUGUAAAUACUAUUCUUCCAUCAGACAAUGGAAAAACCCUGUUUUGACAAUUAAAUUCUUGUGUCGCUAGUUGAUUGACCUCUAUUGAAUUGUUUGUGAGGUUGAUUUGUGUUUUGAAAUUUCUGCCAGUGAAAAGUAUUUGAAUCCAAAACAAAUGUUUGUACAAUUUUUUUUUCUUGAACUUAUCAAAUGUCAGAGCACUUCUUUGGAUUCUGUGACUCAACUUUAUUUUCAUGAUUCAGAUGUACUGUAUGCACUUAACUGGCCAGUGAAAUGUUUUGUUAAAGGCUAGAAUUUCUGCAUUCCUUCAUUGUUAGUAUAAAAUUUAAUGAAGAAUCAUUACAUUGAAUAAAAGCUAAGGGUUAUCAAACCAAUCAUGACUUAUGUCGCAAUAUACUGACCAUAGCAGUUUUCUAGGGGGGGGGGACAAGUUUUAGCUAUUGCAGACAGCACAAGAUGGAAGUGUUUACACAAAACAGACAAUAACGAGGAAAACCAUAAAUAACAAACUAAAUGUUUCUCUAGUCAUAUGAAGUAUUAAAAUUGAAUGAAAUAACUUCAGUUAUUAAUUAGAAAACUAUAUCAAAACAAAGAUGGCUGUAGGGUGAUGAUAAGUAAGAAAUAGAAUCCUUAGAACCAUCUAGAAACACAAGUCAAAAUCUACCUAGAAAUUAGAAUGAGAUCUAAUCUAACUUGAUGGAAUAUAAAAGCAUGUAUACAAACUUAUUGGUUCACAAAAAAUACUUUUUAAAAAAAAAUAAAAAAAAAAAAGCUUAUACUAAGUGUAGUUAUAUCAAUUAGAAAUCUGUGCGAUUAGAAAUAUUUUGACCAAUUGUUUUUGUUUAUCACUAUUUCAUGCUUUUUAGCUUUUGAUCCUAUCACUUAUCUGGACCAGUUGGGAAAAUUUGGGAGGGGAGGGAGGGAAAGAAAGCUGACAUUCUAACCACUCUGCUAGUGAAGUAUGCUUGAAAAUUGAAGAUAGUGUUUUAGUUAUCCAUGGUUUGUUUGAAAUAUACUUUAAAAGUGGCGUAUACCACCACCGCAGUCAAAUACAAUCUUUCCCUUGUUCAAAUCGUAUCAAACACAAUAAUAUUUCCAAUAGUUAAUUAACUAAUUGGAUAAUUUUGUUUUUGUUAUUAAUACUUGUGUGGUCAGGUAAAAGAAAUAAUUGUGCAAAAUUUCUGCUUGACCUGAGACUAGGGAGAGAAAUAACUGUACAAACUUUUGACCAGACAGAGUGAGUUGAUAUAAGCUUUGUAAAAAGUAGCACAUGUGACAGACAAUAAACUUACACAAAGAGAACGGUAACAUUGUAUGCCCAUUAUACUAUGGUAUUGUCUUAGGGGAAAAAAAUAAAGAACAAUUACUAAAACUGUUCACAAAACUCAAUAGUUUUCAUGGCUUGAAACAAACAAAACCUGACAUUGUGUAAGAGCUAUGAUUAGCUUAUAAUAAUUUUAAAAAAUCAUCAGUAAUGAUUUGUUUUAAUUUUAUUGAAGCCACUGAGAUUGUAAUGCUAUUAUAAAAUUUAAUCAAGAGGAACCUGAUUGCUUGUUGCUUCAUUGCCUGAACAUCAUGUAUCUAUCCAUAUAUUGUUUUGUUGUAUUAGAAUGAAAAAUAAAAAUUGUAUUGUACUUAACUUGUAGAAAUAAACUUUGUACACCAUUGCC